UGUUCCUGGUGUUGUGGUAAAGUAUGAGGAGCUACAUCAGCAGCAACAAUAUUUGAGAAACAACAGCAGCACUCUCAACAACAAUAUUUGAGAAGCAACUGCAACACUGUCAGCAACAAUAUCUGAGAACCAACAGCAGCACUAUCAGCAACAAUAUCUGAGAAGCAACAGCAACACUGUCAACAACAAUAUGUGAUAAGCAACAGCAAUACCAUCAGUAACAUUAACAUUUUCUUGCUUGUACUAAGUCAUGGCUGUAAUAACUAAGGAGGAGAACAAUGGCUUCAGAAUAAUGAAAGCUUUGAGUGAGUGUGGUAGAGGAGUGUUGCAUCACACAUUCCGCUUGGGAACACCAGAUAAACCUCCAAAUACAACACUUGAUCAUUACUUAAACAACUUAAAACCUACAUCAUCUGCCAACUACUUAAAACUCAAAAGUAAAGAUCGAAAGUUUAACAAAACACAAAAGAAACUGAUUAAUAGAAGUGCAAAUGGAAGAGAGUUUGAUGUUGCACUACUGUGCAGGAGCAUCAAACUUGCUUGUGAGAAUGUUGCUCCUCUCAGUGAUCCAAGAUGGAUCAUUGCCAGCACACAAAUGGAGUACUACAUCACUGCCAUAAACAACAUGAGGAACGAUGCUGUUCACGGUCCACUUGCAGUUACUGAUGAAGAUUAUUAUGAAAAUAUGAGAAAGCUUCGUGAGUUGUUAACUGGUUGUCUUAAGACAUCUGGAGAGAGGUAUGGGAGAGACCAGGAUGAAGUUAACAAGGAGAUCCAGCAGAUGAAUGAUGACCUGGACUACAUAAUGAAUGAGAUUCUCGGAGAGGAAGAUAUAAUGAAGUAUUGUAGUGAUGAUAUAAAACAGAUUAUCAAUAAAGACAGUUGUGAUGAACUGAAGAAUAUCUUACAAAAAAUAACUUGUGUUAACCCCAUAUCUUUUAUCACUGACAACUUUCAAUUUAAAGUAGACAAAAUUUUUGUUGAUAUUGAAGUUAAACAAGGAAGACAUAGAGAUAAUAAUGAACAUAUAGAAUAUGGAGACCUUCUCUCAUUUGUCCAGACAACAUCUGUGGCAUCAUGUGUGAGCUCUGGCACACAACAACAAGGUUCCUCUGGAAGACCACAAGUACUGCUGCUGGAAGGUGUGGCAGGCAGUGGCAAGACCACUCUAGUGAAGCUAGUAACUGAGGAAUGGAUACAAGGUGGCCAAGGUAACAUCAAGGACUUAGAUAAUUAUGAUCUCUUACUGUGGGUACAGUGUAGAGACGCGACCAUCAACUCCUACCACGAUCUUCUACAUCGACUGUUACCAGAUGCUUCAAUAAAAUUCAGAAACAUUCUGUCAAAAAUAGUAAAGCUUUGUAAGGUAAUAAUAAUAAUUGACGGUCUGGAUGAGCUCAAUAACAACUCCAGAAUAUUAGUCAAAACUCUUUUACUGGAAUUCCAAAACUCUAUUAACACAACUUUUAUCUGCACCACAAGACCUGAAGCAGUUGAAAUGUUCAGCUUGACGAUCCCUGAAGGUUAUGAUGUGACUAAUGCUGAACUACUAGGCAUAAAGAAUAAACAUAUGAAAGAAUUUGUACAUCGGAUUCACCAGGAGAUAACUAAGCUGACCAACAGUAACAGAAACACUGAUGAACUAGUGUAUAAGGUGUUGCAUAUUACAGGUCUUCGCGAACACUUACGUCUACCGAUGAAUUUAACAUUGUUUGUUUACAUCUGGGACCAGGAUCCUGAUGAGUUAAACAUAAAAAACAUAACACAAACACAACUCUACCAUAAAUUACAACAUAUGUGUCAAAGUAAGUUAUUAGAGAGAUUAACAAACUGUUCAAACAACAAGACGAUGAAUAAAAGAAUUGUAGAGAAGAGUGUUGAAGAAAUAUUGAAGAUAAUAUACGCGAGAUCACUAGAGAGUCUGUCACGUGACCAGUUGAGUCUUGAAGAAGAGACUGUAAGAGAACUAAUAUCUGCUUGUAACGAUCAUGAUAUACGUUACGAUGAGAUGCUGUCUGCUUUCUUGAGUUUGAAGCCAAUAUGGACUUGGCAAGGCAUCGAGGAGCGCUACUCUGCACCACACAAGGGAAUCCAAGACUACUUCAGUGCUCUGCAUAUUGUGAUGACACUCAAGCACCAGCUGCAGUCUUCACCACUCCCUGUCUUGUACACCCAACACCCAGCACCAUCUGUGUCUUCCCAGCCAUAUGUGAUAACUAUAUCACCAUCAACACCAACUGUCUCUUCUCAAUCACCUGUGAUAACUAUAUCACCAUCAACACCACCUUUGUCUUCCAAACCAUCUGUGAUAAAUGUAUCACCAUCACCGACACCACCUGCGUCCUAUCCAUCUGUGAUAACUGUAUCAUCACCAACACCACCUGUCUCUUCCCAACCAUCUGUGAUAACAGUAUCACCAUCACCACCUGUGUCUUCCCAACCAUCUCUGAUGACUGUAUCACCAUCAUCAACACCACCUGUGUCUUCUAGACCACCUGUGACAACUGUAUUACCUACACAAACACCACCAAUUUCUUCCUGUCCUUCUGUGAUAAAUAUAUCAACAUCACCAACUCCACCUGUCUCUUCCCGACCAUCUGUGAGUACUAUGUCACCAUCAACACCAUCUGUGACAACUAUGACGCCAUCACGUACUCAUCCUUCACCCUCACCUGUCUCACUUCUAUCAACCUCACCUUCACCAGCACCACCUACACCUGCUUCACCUACACCUUACGCACCUGUCAGUAUCAGGGGAGUGUUAGAAGAAAGCAUCAGGUCAGGUGUGGUAGACAUGAACAAGUACCAGAAUGUUCUAAUACAUGUGGCUGGGCUGCUGUACCUGGUACUAGACCAGGUACCUGAGACACUUGCACAGGAAGUGGCUCAUCUCCUGCAAGAGUCUGGUGUGAGAGACAACAACCAGUGGCUCGACCUCCUUGACAACACUAACAUGUCUCCAGUAAUUAUCAAACAAAUUUCUCUCUUCUUCAAUACUGAAGACACAAUUUACAUAAAUGAUGAGCAUGUGAGAAGCUGCGCUGCUCUCCUACCUCACCUCAGCUCCUGCAAGGUGGAUAUUAAUAUCAUUUUAGCCCCCGGAGACCUGCCUGACUUACCUGACCUGCUGGCUGCCCUCACCCACCACCAGUGUACAAUCCUGGAACUGAACCACCACUACAAUCAUGCUGACACAACCACCACCUCUGACGACCUACUGCAAUGUCUACAACCUCGGAGUCACCUGAUAAAGUUCAUUGGUUGUCUUACUGGUGGAGGUGUGAGUCUCCUUCAAGACUGCCCCAAGCUGUGGCGGCUCGACCUGGCUGUGGUGAAUGACCACCAUGCUGGCUGUCUCCUGCCACAACUACAAGAUACUGUCACCUCCACACUACAUCAACUUCGCUACCUCAGUGUGAGAGUGUCAGCAGCAGCAGUGUCAGCAGCAGCCGUGAGGUCACUACCCAGCGUACGGUGGGUGGUGCUGCAGCUGAUUGAUGUGAGUGAUAACAUAGUGAGUCAUGCCUGUGACCUGGCCCAGCAGCUACAGCCACAAGGAGGUUAGUCCAUCACUGUUAUUCUUGUG
This is a messenger RNA of Cherax quadricarinatus, 3586 nucleotides long. The record is from RefSeq and is a predicted model, not a curated record. Lineage: Eukaryota; Metazoa; Arthropoda; Malacostraca; Decapoda; Parastacidae.